This is a messenger RNA of Epinephelus moara (kelp grouper), 1342 nucleotides long. It is a transcript of the gene slc25a4, whose product is annotated as solute carrier family 25 member 4. Gene Ontology annotation, cellular component: mitochondrial inner membrane. Gene Ontology annotation, biological process: mitochondrial ATP transmembrane transport; mitochondrial ADP transmembrane transport. Lineage: Eukaryota; Metazoa; Chordata; Actinopteri; Perciformes; Serranidae. Gene Ontology annotation, molecular function: ATP:ADP antiporter activity. The transcript has 4 exons. The coding region runs from base 83 to 979 and encodes 298 amino acids. The record is from RefSeq and is a predicted model, not a curated record.
GAGGGGCGUUGGGUUUCCCUGAGGACCUUGGUGAGGUUCAGAGUAGUCAAGGGUCUCACAUCAGCACAAGGAGGAUCCAAACAUGUCGGACGCGGUGGUUAGUUUCCUGAAGGACUUUCUGGCAGGUGGCAUUGCCGCUGCCAUCUCCAAAACAGCUGUCGCUCCCAUUGAGAGAGUCAAGUUGUUGCUGCAGGUCCAGCAUGCCAGCAAACAGAUCACCGCUGAUAAGCAGUACAAGGGAAUCAUAGACUGUGUGGUGAGGAUCCCAAAGGAACAGGGCUUCCUCUCCUUCUGGAGAGGUAACUUGGCCAACGUGAUCCGUUACUUCCCCACCCAAGCCCUCAACUUCGCCUUCAAAGACAAGUACAAGAAGCUCUUCCUCGGUGGUGUGGAUCAAAAAACACAAUUCUGGCGUUACUUCGCCGGUAACCUCGCAUCUGGCGGCGCCGCUGGUGCCACUUCGCUGUGCUUCGUCUACCCGCUCGACUUCGCCAGAACAAGGCUCGCUGCCGACAUCGGCAAGGGCACAGCCGAGAGAGAGUUCACCGGUCUCGGAAACUGCAUCAGCAAGAUCUUCAAAACCGAUGGCCUCAGGGGUCUGUACCUUGGAUUCAACGUGUCAGUGCAGGGCAUCAUCAUCUACAGAGCGGCCUACUUCGGAUGCUUCGACACAGCUAAAGGUAUGCUGCCAGAUCCCAAGAACACGCACAUCGUCAUCAGCUGGAUGAUCGCCCAGACUGUCACCGCUGCAGCUGGUAUUAUCUCAUACCCCUUCGACACCGUCAGACGUCGUAUGAUGAUGCAGUCCGGACGCAAAGGAGCUGACAUCAUGUACGCGGGCACAAUCGACUGCUGGAGGAAGAUCCUCAAAGACGAGGGAGGAAGAGCCUUCUUCAAGGGUGCCUGGUCCAACGUGAUCAGAGGCAUGGGUGGUGCCUUUGUGCUGGUGCUGUAUGACGAGAUCAAGAAGUUCACAUAAUAAACUUUCUAAUCUCCCAGUCCUCAAGGAAACCUGUCACGUUGUUUUAAGUCUUAAUUCUUGUGAUAGAGUGAUAACAGCUUGUGGUGAAUUACAAUGUGGGCAUGUACAGGUAGGUAUACUUGACCCGGGUGAACAUGCCUCCUCAGAAAUCUGUAUAUAUCCCAUCUACGACGCACACACACGUCUUUCAGUGUGACAGUCAAGCCAGUGUUUCAGUGGAGAUGUUGUAAUGAUGCAGAAGAUGACGUCACUACCCAUCCUAUGUCAGAGUCAGUUAGUAAGGCAGUUGCUGAGGCCCAUGUGUUGUUAUGUUGUGACACCUCACACAUUAUUUUAUUAAAAAUAAAGAUUCAUCAGUCU